AUGAACCUUCAAUGUCUGCAGCCAGCUCAUCGUCUCUCUUUGCUGAUGGAGCUCUUGCUUAUGGAGAAGUUGGCCUUCUCUGUUAAGGUCUCCUCUCCCCAGGAACUCCCUGGGAGAGCUCCUGCCUCUCUCUACCUUGCAUUUCACACCACAGCCAGGGCACGAAUCCUGCUGAUUCAUCUAUUUUUGCCCUUUGUCAUGUAUGGAAAGAAAGGAAGGAUGAAUGGACGGUCUUUGAUUGGCGCCGCUGGUGACGCCCCUCCUGGUUCUCUUUGGAGGGACCCUUUUGGAAAAAAAGCUGGUGAGGCAGCGCGCAGAGGCUUCCCCUGGCUAAGCUUGGCCCUGGCCCAUGGGCCACCAGAACAGGAGCCAGAGGAAGAGCUAUCCAUGGAGGACAGCCCCACUGUGGUUAAACUGGACCAGGGUGGAAAUCAGGGUCCACCAGUUCACAAGAGAAGAUGCCUCCCCAAGUCACUUGGCUACAUAACUGGUGAUAUGAAAGAAUUUGCCAACUGGCUUAAAGACAAACCCCAGGUGCUCCAGUUCGUCGACUGGGUCCUUCGGGGCAUAUCCCAAGUGGUGUUUGUCAGCAACCCCAUCAGCGGAAUCCUGAUUCUGGUGGGACUCCUGGUCCAGAACCCCUGGUGGGCGCUCAGUGGCUGUGUGGGAACUGUGGUCUCCACCCUGACAGCCCUGUUACUCGGUCAGGACAGGUCCACCAUUGCAGCAGGGCUCCAGGGCUACAAUGCCACCCUGGUGGGAAUCCUCAUGGCUGUCUUUUCAGACAAGGGAAACUAUUUCUGGUGGCUGUUAUUCCCUGUAUCUGUUAUGUCCAUGACUUGUCCAAUUUUCUCAAGCGCGUUGAACUCCGUGUUCUGCAAAUGGGACCUCCCUGUCUUCACCCUGCCCUUCAACAUGGCGUUGUCAAUGUACCUUUCUGCCACGGGACAUUACAAUCCAUUUUUCCCAAGCAAAUUGUUCACACCUGUAACCUCAGUUCCCAAUGUCACCUGGUCUGACCUCAGUGCCCUGCAGUUACUGAAGUCCCUGCCCGUGGGUGUUGGUCAGAUAUAUGGCUGUGAUAAUCCGUGGACAGGGGGCAUCUUCCUAGGCGCCAUCCUCCUCUCCUCCCCACUCAUGUGCCUACAUGCUGCGAUCGGGUCGUUGCUGGGGAUGGCAGCAGGACUCAGUCUUUCAGCUCCAUUUGAGAACAUCUACUUUGGACUCUGGGGUUUCAACAGCUCUCUAACCUGCAUUGCAAUUGGAGGAAUGUUCAUGGCACUCACCUGGCAAACCCACCUCCUGGCUCUUGCCUGCGCCCUGUUCACUGCCUACAUUGGAGCCAGCAUGUCCAACCUAAUGGCUGUGGUCGGAUUGCCAUCUUGUACCUGGCCCUUCUGUUUGGCAACACUACUGUUCCUCCUGCUGACCACGAAAAACCCCAACAUCUAUAAGAUGCCCCUCAGUAAAGUCACUUAUCCUGAAGAAAACCGCAUCUUCUACCUACAAGUCAAGAAAAGGAUGGUUGAAAGCCCUUUGUGAAUGCAACCCCCAUCCACAGCCAUGGUCACAAGUCAUUUCUGACUAGCUGCCCCAGUUGACUUCGAGGGUCUCAAAACUGUUGUUUUUACGAGUAACACAUUUCAUACUAAGCCAUCGGUGAUCUGUUCUUUUGCUCAUUUUGUAUUUUUCUUUCAGACUCCAAAACAUGCCCAAACAAGUGACAAGACACAUCAAGGUAAUGUGCUCUGGCUAUGGAAUUUUAAACCCCAGUGGGGCAUUGGCACUGAGACUGUACUGUAUUUAUAAAGUCAGAAUGGUCCACCAGAAAGAGGAAGUAAGACCAAAGCUAAUUAUUGAUAUUUAUUGAUAUUCUUGGUGUUUGGUUGUACAUGAUGUUAACAGUAUUAAAAAAUUAAUCUCUAUAAACCAACUAAGCCUUAAGUGAAUGGAAUUCAGAGUCACAAAAUCAAAGUCAACCCAGAAUUCUCAGAUAAGCCAUUUGGCUUAUUUAAAAUCAAUGCAAGUUACACAUUACGGCAGUGGUCAACAUCGCAGGGCCCGUCACUGAGCUCUUUCCCCAGCUCCUCAGCAGAACCGCCUCCAUGCUGUCCCAU
Molecule: messenger RNA, 2117 nt
Organism: Physeter macrocephalus (sperm whale)
Lineage: Eukaryota; Metazoa; Chordata; Mammalia; Artiodactyla; Physeteridae
Product: urea transporter 1
Exons: 9
Coding region: 1-1542 (513 amino acids)
Biological process (GO): urea transmembrane transport
Cellular component (GO): membrane
Molecular function (GO): urea transmembrane transporter activity
Source: RefSeq, a predicted model, not a curated record